Messenger RNA from Xenia sp. Carnegie-2017, 2998 nucleotides. Its product is annotated as protein NPAT-like. Lineage: Eukaryota; Metazoa; Cnidaria; Anthozoa; Malacalcyonacea; Xeniidae. Gene Ontology annotation, molecular function: protein binding. The transcript is spliced from 13 exons. The record is from RefSeq and is a predicted model, not a curated record. Bases 619 to 2421 code for a protein of 600 amino acids.
UUUGUUGUUCUUAUUGUGGAAUGCCGUCUUUAAACAGUUAACGACAUUUUGUCUUCGCAGCUGCCGAAGUUCAAGUGAAAUAUUGCUUGUAAACAGCGCUUUCUUUGCAAAAUAUAUUCUAGUCCGCUCAAACGCAUCUACGAAAGAUAAACUGCGCUGAUAAAAGACUAAGAACAGACAGCUGGGCCCAUUGACGCGUUCUUUUUUAUCUGUGGAAUUGAACAGAAAGCCAUUGCAAAUGGAAUAUUUCGAAUAUCAUGAGUAUGCAUGUCACAUCAUGAAUAAGUAGACAACGUGGCGCGUGACAUGCUGAGUAAGCUGAUCUCCUCAAUUUAUUAAAUAUAUUUAAUCUUGUGGGAAGACGCUGCAUCGAGAAAACGCAGCACAAUAUCCAUAAUCUUUGACCUUAAAUGCUUAAAAAGCAUAAUUUAGUUUUGCCGCGUUUUCAAACAAUUUUGGCGCGAAUAUAUCUGCACAUGCGUAGUAACGAGAAACUGGGAGCAAUGGAGCAACCAUGACCACGGAGCAACCCAGGUACUAAAAUGGCGAAAUAUUAAGUCUAUGAAAAGUGUUUAUGUUAAUAGUUGAGUCUGGAAUUGUCCUAUUUUGUACCACAAUAUGCUGCCAUCUGAUCUAGCAAGGCUUGUUUACGGUUAUCUUGAAGAAAAGGGUCUUGAGGCAACCAGAAAUGUCUUUGCUAAAGAAUCGUUCGAUCUCUUGGCUGGAGAUGUCCAGACUCCUGCUAUUGAAGGGCAAAAACUUUCCUUGAUUGUCGACGAAUAUUUCCUGUUGAAAGGCGUUGAUAUGAAAGGGGGAUCCUCAGAUCCAGAAAAUCUUUUGAGAUUGUUGUGGAAACAGUUUGACAUCGUAGUUGGCCAGUUGAAGCAUACUACCAUCCCUAGUUUCUCGAAGCCAAACAAUCGUGUCAGAAAUGUUUACAAAGAUCAAAAAGCAAGAUCCCGGCAUUUUAACAAGCAAAAUUGGGUCACUCUCCAGCAGCAAAAGAGGAAUACGCAACCUUUGAGAACGCGCAAAACCGUCAUAUUACCAGAUAUCGCAAAUGGAUCGAAAAGUCGUUCCAAAACCUCUCCUCGAACUUCGUUGGAGCCUCAAAUUAUUGGAAAUGGCGCGACCGUUCCAUCUAACAACAAAACCUCGGAAAACCUUCAUGAGAUCGAUCCCAGCAAGAAUUGCGGGAUUGUUGAUGUGAAGUCACCGAAACGAAAAAGUGUUACUCCACGGAAAAGAACGACAGAGAAGUUACCCUUGCUGCCUUCACAUCAAGAAGGUAUCGGCACAACGCCAAGUACCAUCGCAGGAGGUGAUGGUACCGGUAUAAUGAGUCUGGUGGAAAAAAUCCUCAUUCAACCUGAACUUUCUGAGAAACUUGCAGAGAACAUUAAUAAAGCAGUGGAGAUUGAAGCGGUUUCUUCGACAAAAUCUCCUGAAAAAACAAAGGAAAAGGAAGUUAAUGUUGAAAGUAAUUUUGUUGUCGAUAGCAGUAAAAUUGAUGAUAUUGUUGAAAUGAUGAAAUCUGAUCCCGCCUUUGAAGAUAUAUUUUCAAGUUUUGCUGACGAGACCUUUGAUGGUUCAACUCUACUGGCUAACCCCAGCGUUUCAAAUUCUAACUCGGUCUCCUUGGAAACACCGUUGAAAAAUAUGACAACAAUGAUUAGUCCCAGUCCUAAACGUGGGAGCUCUCUGUCUGUUGCUCAAAGUCCCAAUGUAGAGAUUAAGAAUGCUCAAGCACCUAUGGCGCAUGUCAGGCAAUUGAAUUUUGUCUCAAACACUUGCGGUCACGAGAACGUCUAUGGACAAGUUGUCGGUGAUAGCGACACUGUGUUCCGGGAUCAAAUCACCGAUACUAACAUAUCUUAUGAUAAAACAAGCCCUCCUUGUGCAACGAUGAAUUCCAAGAACAUCGACAACUUCCAAGAAAUUGGAGCGAAGAGUCAAAAUUCGGGGAUUGUUGUUUUUGACAAGGAAAGAGAUUCAUAUUCAGAGAAAUGUUUUCAAGAAUCAAAUGGAAAUACAGCAAAUGAUGCAUCGUCAAAGAAUGAAGAAAUAUAUGUAAAUAAAGAUAGAACUAUACCUUCACCUUUAAAGAUCAGUGCUUUGGAAAAUCUCGCCGUUAUGGAGUUCAUAAAUAGUAAAUGUGAAGUGACACGAGAUAAUGCCGUGUCUUGUGUGGAUAAUACAGUGUCUUGUGUGGAUAGUACAGUGUCUUGUUUGGAUUCUUCAGUGUCUUGUGGGAUACUUCAGUGUCUUGUGUGGAUACUACAGUGUCUUGUGUGGAUACUACGGUGUCUUGUGUGCAUACUACAGUGUCUUGUGUGGAUACUACGGUGUCUUGUGUGGAUACAACGAUGUCUUGUGUGGAUACUACAGUGUCUUGUUGUGAUUACCCUGUGUCACGUGUAGAUGUUACGACGUCUUUUGUUGAUAGUACAAUGUCUGGCGAACCACCCAGCGAAUGUUUAUCGAAGAAUAACGAUUGCACUACGACUACUAGCGAUGGUAAUGCGAAAAGAAAACACAAAAACGUGAAGUCGCGUCGAAGCUUUAAGAAAGCGAAGAGGAUUCCCAAUGAUCUGAACGUUGAUAUGUUUUUAUCAAGUUUACACUACGACGAAAAAACGUGAGAAUUUUAUUUGUAGUAAAUAUCUUUUACGACGUCUAAUAAUUUUGAGUUGUAAAUUUUUUGUGAAAACGUUUAUGUUACUACACUGAUUUCCAAUAUUGUUAUUUCCUGUUGUCAAGGAUCGCCUUUUAUGAUCAGUGUUUAUGAUUGGCUCAAAAUGCGACGAAGUACAAUACGCUUUAGAAAUGUUCAAUGGAAAAAGUGCAUUAAGGUGGCUCGCAAGGGUCGCUCACAAAUAGAAACAAUUUGCACAUUAAAGAAAGUGAGAUGCAUUAUGAGACACACACCAAGGUUACUAUUGGGUAGCACACUAAGGUGUGCUGUAAAUAAUACAUUUUACUAUAGCACAUUUUGAAA